AUACAUAUAUACACACUUGGAAUUGGGAUUAAUAAUAAUAAUAAAUAUAUAAAUAAAAAUGGAGACGACGAUUCGUAGAGAUACAGCAGCAGGAUCCUUUUCUCAAACAGAAAUUAAUUGGGACAAGCUUGAUAAAACUAAGUUUUAUGUCGUAGGAGCUGGCAUAUUCACUGGCCUUACGGUUGGACUAUACCCAAUAUCUGUUGUAAAGACUCGGAUGCAGGUUGCUACAAAAGACUCUACCGAAAAGAGUGCAUAUGCUGUUAUCCGGGGAUUGUUGAAAGCAGAAGGCGUUCCCGGUUUAUACAGAGGUUUUGGUACAGUCAUCACCGGAGCAGUCCCCGCAAGAAUUAUAUUUCUUACCGCAUUGGAGACCACAAAGGUUGCUGCUUUCAAGAUGGUUGAACCAUUUAAACUUUCAGAUCCUACAAAGGCUGCUAUAGCUAAUGGACUUGCUGGGAUGACAGCAUCUCUUUUUUCUCAAGGUGUCUUUGUUCCGAUUGAUGUGAUUAGUCAGAGAUUGAUGGUUCAAGGAUAUUCAGGCCAUGCUAGCUAUAAUGGUGGCCUGGAUGUUGCUCGGAAAGUCUUAAAGCAGGAUGGCAUUCGGGGCCUAUAUAGAGGAUUCGGUCUAUCUGUCAUGACCUAUUCCCCUUCUAGUGCUGUUUGGUGGGCCAGUUAUGGUUCCAGUCAACGUGUUAUAUGGAGUCUAUUAGGUCAUGGAACUGAUAGCACUGGAUCUCUUCCCACCCAAGGGACAAUAGUUUUAGUUCAAGGAGCUGGAGGAAUUGUUGCUGGUGCUGCAGCGUCCUGCAUCACAACUCCCCUUGACACUAUAAAGACUCGUCUACAGGUAAUGGGACACGAGAAGCGACCCACUGCACGCCAAGUUAUUAAAACAUUGAUUGCGGAUGAUGGCUGGACAGGUUUCUAUAGAGGGAUUGGUCCGAGGUUUUUUAGCAUGUCAGCAUGGGGAACAUCCAUGAUACUUGCAUAUGAAUAUUUGAAGCGGAUAUGUGCUCAAGAUUCAUAGUGAAGUCCACCAACGAUCGACCAGCUUCUAGCCAUGGUCUUUGUUCAAUUGAUACCAGAUACUUUUAUCAUUCUUUUACUCUUCUAAGAUGCAUGUAUACACAUACAGAUAUAGUGUCUGUUGACACAAGGCCCUCUUGGUUUACAUGAUGAGUAGGACUAGAUCACAUAAAAGCAAAUGUAUGAUUCAUACAUUAUUUUUCUAACCAUUUUUUGCUUUAAUAGAAUUGGAUUAAUUCAAGGCUGUAUUCUGUAAUCCCAUUCUUAGAACAGAAAUGAUAAGUAGAUGCUUUUUCCUUC
This is a messenger RNA of Erigeron canadensis, 1329 nucleotides long. Its product is annotated as solute carrier family 25 member 44. The coding region runs from base 59 to 1030 and encodes 323 amino acids. NCBI's taxonomy places the organism in Eukaryota, Viridiplantae, Streptophyta, Magnoliopsida, Asterales, Asteraceae. Gene Ontology annotation, biological process: transmembrane transport. The transcript has 6 exons. The record is from RefSeq and is a predicted model, not a curated record.